AGUUAAUCAUAUUUUACACGUCUUAAGUCGUUUGGUCUUUCGUUUGUUUUUUCUACCGUCCCGGCUUCCCCUUGAAGUUUUUUCUCAUCUUUACGCUUGUUCAAAGACUCGACCUUUUUCCAUAUUCUUCUCCUAAAUAAUACUUGCCUCAAAGAGUCUAAAUAUUGCUAGAUCAUUAAUAUUUAUGAUCUUGGGUGUCAUCAAGAUUUGUUUUUUCAUGUAAAUUUGUUUGUUUAGUAGCUAAAUUUUGACUUUUCUUGAUCUGGGUCAUCUUUAUUUUUCUCUAUUUAAUUGAGGAAGUAAAGAUGAAGGAAAAAAUAGGGAUUUUAGUGUGUGUAUGGUUUGUGUUGUUUGGUUCUUGUUUUGGUAGAUUUGUGGUGGAGAAGAAUAGUUUGAGAGUAACAUCACCAGACUCAAUUAAAGAUGUGUAUGAGUGUGCAAUUGGGAAUUUUGGGGUACCACAAUAUGGAGGAACAAUUGGUGGUAUUGUUAUGUAUCCAAAAGCUAAUCAAAAAUCAUGUAAAGAUUUUGCAGAUUUUGAUAUCUCAUUCAAAUCUAAGCCUGGUGCUAUGCCUGUCUUCCUUCUUGUUGAUAGAGGAGAUUGCUAUUUCACACUGAAGGCUUGGAAUGCUCAGAAAGUUGGAGCAGGUGCUAUUCUUGUUGCUGAUGACCGUGUUGAACCUUUAAUUACCAUGGACACCCCCGAGGAAGAGGAUGCACAGGCAGAUUAUUUGCAAAAUAUAACUAUUCCAUCUGCUUUAAUUAGCAAAUCUCUUGGGGAUAGCAUCAAGAAGCAACUAUCUAAAGGAGAAAUGGUUAACAUAAACCUCGAUUGGAGAGAGGCUCUUCCACAUCCCGACGAGCGAGUGGAGUAUGAAUUUUGGACCAAUAGUAAUGAUGAGUGUGGGCCCAAGUGUGAAAGCCAGAGAGAGUUUGUCAAAAACUUCAAGGGGGCUGCCCAGAUACUUGAGCAGAAGGGUUAUACACAGUUUACUCCCCAUUACAUAACUUGGUAUUGCCCGGAGGCUUUUAUUUUGAGCAAGCAAUGCAAGUCUCAGUGUAUCAACCAUGGCAGAUACUGUGCUCCAGACCCUGAGCAAGACUUCAGUAAAGGUUAUGAUGGGAAGGAUGUUGUUUUGCAAAAUUUACGGCAAGCUUGUUUUUUUAAGGUUGCCAAUGAAACUGGAAAACCCUGGUUGUGGUGGGAUUAUGUCACUGACUUCGCAAUACGGUGUCCAAUGAAAGAGAAGAAAUACACGAAAGAAUGCGCAGAUCAAGUAAUAAAGUCACUUGGCUUUGACGUCAAAAAGAUCGAAAAAUGUGUUGGAGAUCCUGAAGCAGAUACUGACAACCCUGUUCUAAAGGCUGAACAGGACACCCAGAUAGGUAAGGGUGCUCGUGGGGAUGUGACUAUCUUGCCAACUCUUGUUAUAAACAAUAGACAGUACAGAGGUAAGCUGGACAAGGGAGCAGUCCUCAAGGCAAUUUGUUCAGGCUUUGAGGAGACAACCGAGCCUGCAAUUUGUUUAACUGAAGAUGUAGAAACAAAUGAAUGCUUGAAAUCAAAUGGUGGGUGCUGGCAGGACAAGGCUGCUAACAUUACAGCGUGCCGGGAUACUUUCCGUGGUAGAGUAUGUGAAUGCCCAGUAGUUCAGGGAGUAAAAUUUGUUGGUGAUGGUUAUACUCACUGUGAAGCAUCUGGAGCAUUGCGAUGUGAAAUAAACAAUGGAGGCUGUUGGAAGGGAACCCAAAAAGGCAGGGCAUAUUCUGCUUGCAUUGAUGAUCACACAAAGGGUUGCAAAUGUCCACCAGGAUUCAGAGGGGAUGGAGUUAACAAUUGUGAGGACAUUGAUGAAUGCAAGGAGAAGCUGGCUUGCCAGUGUGCUGAGUGCAAAUGCAAGAACACUUGGGGUAGUUAUGAUUGCAGUUGCAGCGGCAAUUUGUUGUACAUGCAUGAACAUGACACGUGUAUAAGCAAAGAUGCCAAAUCGGAGUUCAGCUGGGGCCUUGUUUGGACUAUCAUAUUGGGUUUGGCUUUUGCAGGGGUCGCAGGAUAUGCUGUGUACAAGUACAGAAUCCGGAGAUACAUGGACUCAGAGAUUCGCGCCAUCAUGGCACAAUAUAUGCCUUUGGAUCAAGGAGAGGGGGCUAAUCAUGUUUCCCACGGGAACGUCUAAUUAUAGAUCAUUGCUGAAGAAUGAUGGUGGCAUCAGCUUAAGUUCUUUGUGCUUAUGCUAUUCCUCUAGAACCCUCGUUUAGAUAAACAAGUUAGAUCUUAUUUAUGUACAUGUAUGUCCUAACUAUGCACAUAAACCCAAUAAUAGGAAUAUUUUCCUUGAAUUGGAUUUGCGCGAUGUUUCACUCUUGGAAAUAAGGAAAUGCGCAGUAUCAGUUUGUAUUCCA
Molecule: messenger RNA, 2403 nt
Organism: Lycium ferocissimum
Lineage: Eukaryota; Viridiplantae; Streptophyta; Magnoliopsida; Solanales; Solanaceae
Product: vacuolar-sorting receptor 1-like
Exons: 12
Coding region: 306-2177 (623 amino acids)
Molecular function (GO): calcium ion binding
Source: RefSeq, a predicted model, not a curated record